Trichophyton verrucosum HKI 0517 is the source of this 624-nucleotide messenger RNA. RefSeq lists its product as uncharacterized. The transcript has a single exon. The record is from RefSeq and is a predicted model, not a curated record. Lineage: Eukaryota; Fungi; Ascomycota; Eurotiomycetes; Onygenales; Arthrodermataceae. Gene Ontology annotation, biological process: chromatin remodeling. Bases 1 to 624 code for a protein of 207 amino acids. Gene Ontology annotation, cellular component: Ino80 complex.
AUGGCGCCCCCAGCUGCAGUACAGGACGACUCGCACCAGAGACUGCUCGACGAGCUCGACAUCGCGCGCCUCCCAAAGCCCUUCCGCAACCCCAACUGGAAGCCAUCCGCACGCCGCAACAAGAACGUCAAGCAGAUCCUGUCCGAGACGUCGCGGAGGGAGGCCUCUGCAGUUGCCAGCCAGACGAACAGCGGCAGCUCUACCCCCUUUGCCAUGAGCACCAACUCGGCUGUCGGGACUGGCGUGGGAUCAGCAGAGGGAGCGCAGACGCCCAUGGUAGCUUCGACAGCCGCUGCCCACGCACACCAGCAGCAAGGCAGCAUCAAGCAGCCCAAUAUUGCCCAGGCCGCGCAGAGCCUGUCGACUCUGGUGCUGGAGAAGAACUUCCGAGCCGGUGCCCCCUCGGGGCCAGCCGUGACAUACACCAACAUCGACGCCGCUCCGUCCCUGCACGGCCAUCAGAAACGAUACUGCGACAUUACGGGCCUCCCGGCUCCCUACACCGACCCGAAGACGCGACUACGGUACCAUAACAAGGAGGUCUUUGGCGUGAUUAGGUCGUUGGGCCCGGGAGUCGCGGAGAACUACCUCGAAGCCCGAGGAGCUCACACCGUCCUCAAAUAA